Molecule: messenger RNA, 4414 nt
Organism: Drosophila persimilis
Lineage: Eukaryota; Metazoa; Arthropoda; Insecta; Diptera; Drosophilidae
Gene: hig
Product: locomotion-related protein Hikaru genki
Exons: 9
Coding region: 550-3456 (968 amino acids)
Source: RefSeq, a predicted model, not a curated record
AUCCAAAAUUCGCAUUUCGCUGUCGACUGUUGCAAGGAAGUGUUCAAGUUUUGGUCCUCCAGUGCACAGUGGAGCUGAUACCAGUGAAAGCAAAAGUGAGACUUUAAGGCCCACAGUACAUACAUACAUAUAUGUAGAUGGUGGAUGCAUGUGUUUGAGGAGUGUGUUUAUUCAAGUGUUUGACGUUGAGUUGGCCAAGUGGAUUUCUAUUUUAGCGCCAUUGAAGGGCAGCGUGUGAAGGGCUGUCGCCGUCGCUGUCGCCGUCGCCUCUGUGCUGUGGCAUUAAGUUCUGCUGCAGGCGUUGCAUGCUACUGGCGUUUAGGGAGUGCAACUUGGGCACGCUUUAAAAGGCGGCACGGAACAUUGAGACAUUUUGGUAAAGUGCUUAAAGGUUCUGCUCUGCCUCCUCGCCAUCGCAGACUAGUGCAUUGAGUGAUUGACAAACCAAAGACAGGAAGAAAGAGAGACUCUUGGCAAGUGCACUCUGAUAUUUGGCUUGUGUGCGGGCAGAAGGAAGCAGGCAGGCAGCUGGAUCCGGAAGUUACAGCCAUGUGGAGCAGGCAGCGUAUGCGGCAUAAGCCGCUUUGGGCCCUAAUAUCCUUGACCGUUUUGCUGCUGGUCUUCGAUAAAAGCAAUGCCAACACGGAGACCGAUGAGACCACCAGCACGUCGGAGCCAGAUGCUUCUCCUGGCUGCCGGGCGCCGGAUGUGCGCUUCACGAUUGUCAAGCCGGAUGAGACCACGGAGCAGCCGUAUGCCAAGUUCGAGACGACGCAGGUAUACCUGCCCGAGGACUUCACCACCGCCGAUGUGGAGUUUGUCGACUCGGUGGCCCGCAAUCCCAGCGAGAACCACGCAGCCAUUGUGAAUCCCUACUCCCUGGACCUGGGCGAUGAGCAUCUGCAUGUCGGAGAUGCGGCUGCCAGCCUGGUGGACGACGAAGACGAGCUGGAUGACGAGGAGGAGACGGGCACGGGCACCGAAGAGGGGAAAAAGCGCACGAACAACAACCGCAAGCAGGGAAAGAAGCGUCGCUCCGGCUCCGGGCGACGGCGCCGUAUUGAGAAUGACAAUGGACAGACGGGACGGGGCCGCGGCAGUCGAUACAAGCGGCAUGCCAUUCUCCAUGAUGCGGAUGCCUCGUCGGACACGGAUCGCUGGGCCGGCAGCAAGCUGGCCGCCGAGGGGGAUGUCUACUACGUGCACAUUGCCGACAUCCUGAAGAGCCGCGAGCCGAGUCGGGCGCUGCGCUCCAAGCUUCACAAGCUCAAGCAGAAGGCCAAGAUGCGGAAGUGCCUCGCGGAGGGCAACAAGGAGCAGUGCGCCAAGCUCAAGGCAAAGAAGAAGAACAGGCUGGAGCAACCCUCCCCCUCCACGUCCGAGGCGGAGCAGAAGGUCGAACGGAAGGCGGAACAGCAGCAGCCAGAAGCGGAACGAAGGCAGGAAGAGCAGCAGCAGAAGCAGCAGCAGCCGCAGGAGUUGGAAAUUGUCCAGCCAGAGACCUCUGGCCAUCAUCGCCGACGCGGUGACAGUCACGAUGCAGAGCUCGACCAGCGUGACCUGAAUCCGCGUUGGCGCAGCCGUCGCAGCAUCGAUGCCAAGGGCGAUCUUGGCCAGCUGCAGCUGCAAACGGCGGGGACGGCGGCGGAGCCGGAGGCAGAGGCGGAGGAGAACCAGUCCCAAUAUCGCUACGAGAAUCAGUCGAGCAGUGCAGCAGUGGCCCUGCAACGUGUAAAGCGCAAGUCGGGCAAGACCACGGGUGCACUGAGCCGUCCGAAAGGUGGUGGCGACUCCAGUUCCAAGACCACCAGUCGCAAGGACAAGGGCAUCUACGACGAGGAGGCCGGCUACUCGCCCGUCCAUCCCGACGACACCGAGUUCGACGAGGACGAGGAGGAGGAAGAGGAGGUGGACAUCCUGCAGCAGUUCACCGAGGUGUCCGAGAUCCGAUUCCCGGGCGAGAUUGGGCCCAUGGGCGAUCGUCGGCUCUGCAAGAUACGCUGCGUCAAGGGCAAGUGGGUGGGACCGCUGUGCGCCACCAACGAGGAGGAUGAUAACGGGAAUGUGAAGUUUCAGCCCCUCUACAAGAGCUGCCACGUGAACCGGAUACCGUCGCAUCUGCUGCUCAGCUAUCGGAACAUCUCAGUGACACCGAUACCACCAAAUCGCGGCUGGCGUAAAACGCGCUUAUCCAAAUCGACACUUCUCUCAAAUACAGAAAUUAACGUUGGCUGGGAUCUGCCGCAUGGACACUCGCUGCAGGCCCGCUGCCAGGAACUGGGCAUCUACAAGCUGCUCGGGGAGUCGCGGGUCCUCUGCUCCAACGGGCUGUGGGCCCCCCGUAUGCCCAGCUGCGUCCCCACCACCGUGCUGACCAACUACUCGGAAGACAGUGCCCCGUCCAUCCGCAUCAAGAUCUUCAAUGGCUCCCACUCGUUCGAGCCCUCCGGCGUGAUGGCUGUUCCACCACACAGUACUGUUCUGAUGGACUGCAUGUAUCCCCGGGUGCGGGGAACCCCCGAGUGGAGCUGGACCAGCUGGUACAUGCAGUACUCGACAGGCUGGUCGCCGGCGCAGGAGGAGAAGGCAGUACGCUACCGGCUGAGCAUCAAGAAUAUCGAGAACAACGACUCAGGUACCUUCACCUGCACGUCGCCGCGCGGACUGACGAACAGCAUUGCCGUCGUGGUGGCCACUUCCACGUGCCCGCAGCUGACAGAGCCGCUGGCGCCGCUCAAGCUGCGACUGGAGGGCAACAAGCUCGGCCAGCGAGCUCUUUACGAAUGCCCCGAGGGCUUCCGGCUGGAUGGAGCCUGGAAUGCCACCUGCCUGGCCUCCGGCAAUUGGUCAUCGCCGCCGCCAACAUGCCACUCCAUCCAAUGUCCGCGCCUCGAACUCGACGAUCCCCAUCUCAGUCUCAUUGAACUCAACACCUCGGCAUGGGGGCGCGCGGUGUUCAAAUGCCAGUGGGGUUUCAAGUUGACCGGACCGGCGCAGCUGGACUGUGAGCCGACGGGCGUCUGGAGUGGCCCCGUUCCGCGUUGCAAAGUCAUCCAGUGCGUGAUGCCAGUGGCGCCGCUCAACGGACGCAUCGGUGGCACCAGCCUCAGUCAGCGGCGGCUGACCGUGGGCGCUCUGGUCACAUUCAGCUGCAACGAUGGGCACACCCUGGUGGGCGAGUCGAGCAUCAUUUGCACGGAGAACGGAUUCUGGUCGCACUCGCCGCCAUUUUGCAAGUCGCAGUGUCCGUAUCCCGGCGAUCCGCCCAACGGUCUGAUAGCGCCGCUAAAAUUCAAUUACGAUGCGGGCGACUAUCUGAGCGUCCAGUGCCGCCCCGGCUUUGUCCAGACCAACGAGGACCAUCGGAACACGGGGCCGCCGGAGCGGCCGAAGUGUCAGCCCGAUGGCAAUUGGUCAGGCCCGCUCCCCAAAUGCCGCAGCUACGAGGAGGUGUAAAGAUAGAGCAUCCGACGCCAUUUUAUUGACACUCUUGGAUCGAGUUGGCAGCCCUAAUUUAGUAUUAUGAACACCCAUCCAACGUGAAUUGAAUAAUGAGAAUGUGCUAGAAAAAUUCCAAAUUCAAACAACAUGAAGAAAAACCAGAACGAUAACAUGAACAUCAAGAAACCGAGUGAUAUUUAGAUUAACUUAGUGAGAGGUAUCAAAAUUAGUACGAUAUUUUACUAGAUAUGUUCAUUCCACAGCUAAAUUAUGCUCGUACCUAUAUAUUUUAUUGCAUUCUAUCGUAUAUGCUUUAGUCAGAGCUCUCUCCCCCCGCAACACAGGCCCAGGCCCAGGCCCACACACGAAAAAUGUUCUAGAAUCCACCCGAAUCGCUCUUCAGCAAAAGAUUAGGUUGAUCUCAAGCAAUAUAUAUACAUAUAUAGUAGAUACUCGUAUUUUGUUCUUCAGAUUGUAAAACUUUGAAAAUAUGUAAUAUUCAGUAAUCGUUUCGCUUGAAUUUUAAACAGAAUAAUUCUGGUACUCACACUUGUACUUGUACCAAAUAUAUAAACGAAUACUUAUCCAAAUGCUAAUUACAGGUAUUUAUGUAUUAUGGUUGCAAAUCAAAGUUGCAUAAAUGUAAAUGUUUAAACCAAACACACUUACCCACAGUAAAUAUAUACAUACAUAUACAGGAUAUUAAUUCUUCUAUCAAAAUAAAUGUUGCAAAAGGAAGGAAGCUGCAAAACAGUUAUGAUACAUACAUAAUUAGUUAGGAGAAACGAAAAGUAAAGAAAAGCGAAACGAAACGAAAGAAGCCCCUGCUUCUCGAGGGCAAUUGAAAGUCAUAUCCAUUUAAUAUAUCGAACACACAGAAGGAUAUAUGUAGUACGAGUGUGUAAGCAGCUGCAAUGUAUGUAAGGAGACGAACAUUUUAAAUAAAUUACGAAUACUAUUGUGUAAAAUGCAA